CGAAAGCUGUGUAAAAUACAAAUAUGGAGAAACUAUCAGGUUUGGGUGAUCUGUCUGAGAUGUUACUCGCCGGUACCAAGGAGUCCCACACCAAACUCGAGAUCUCCCAGCUGGGCAGAGAUUUCUACAAAGGGAUCGUCAAAAAGGACGUCCUUAAGAAAGGCAUAGAGGCUCUGUACUUCAUCUAUUCGGCCAUGGAGGAUGAGCUGGAGAGGAACAAAGACCAUCCUUACAUCGCUCCCAUCUAUUUUCCUACGGAGCUUUACCGCCGCGAAGCCCUGGCCCAGGACCUGCAGUACUUUUAUGGAGUGGACUGGGAGAGUCUGAUAAGCCCGUCCCCAGCCACGACGCUUUGGGUGAAACGGAUUCACGAAGUGGGGAAGAAAGACCCGGGGAUGUUGGUGGCCCACUGCUAUGUUCGCUACAUCGGAGACCUGUCGGGCGGACACAUGCUCAACAACGUGGCCAAGAAGGUCCUCAGGCUCCCCGCGACGGGGGAGGGUCUCCGAUUCUACCAGUUUGAGGGAAUCACCAGCCACAAGGGCUUCAAGCAGCUCUACCGAAGCAAGCUGAACGAGGUGGACGUGGAGAUGGAGACCAAACUGAGCAUUGUGGAUGAGGCCAUCAGGGCCUAUGACUACUCACUGCUGGUCACUGCAGAGCUUGAAGAAAUUGGAAAGACCAGCAAAGAGGAAGCUACAGGUUUUGGACAUAGUCAUGGUGCCGGGGCAGGUGCCAUGGGAGGUGAGGGCAAGUGUCCGUUCUCUUCAGGUAAUACAGCUGCCGGCGAGAGCGCCACCUACCUCAGCCACAUACCCAAUCAGCUGGCUGUUGCCGCCCUGGUUGCCAUCCUUGCUGGCUUCACAGCGUGGUAUUCUCUGAGAGCUCCUUGAGGGAAGAACUUGGUGUCGUUUCAUUGCAAAUGGAGCCCAGCUGCAUUAAUUUAGUGUUAGCACUUUAUUAGCACUUUAGGGCAGUUUUUUUCAUUACUGUGGAUCAUAUAUAGCUUGGCUUCCAGUAUUGCAGUUAGGAAUGAGGAAGCUUUUCUGAUAAUAUAUGCAUGUUGUGUAAGAAUUAAAAUGCUUGCAUCAUGUAUGCCUGCAAACAGUAUUUAGAGAAGCUUCAUCCUCCAAAGAACAUUGAAACACUGAAACCUCUAGCAAGGAGGCUAGUUUUGUUUUAUAUCAAUAUACACUGAGGCUGAAGAUGCUCUGUACAAAUGUGUAUUUGUUAAACAAUAAAAAGUUUUA
Molecule: messenger RNA, 1250 nt
Organism: Poecilia latipinna (sailfin molly)
Lineage: Eukaryota; Metazoa; Chordata; Actinopteri; Cyprinodontiformes; Poeciliidae
Product: heme oxygenase 2-like
Exons: 6
Coding region: 24-893 (289 amino acids)
Biological process (GO): heme oxidation; heme catabolic process; response to oxidative stress
Molecular function (GO): heme binding; heme oxygenase (decyclizing) activity
Source: RefSeq, a predicted model, not a curated record